Molecule: messenger RNA, 4482 nt
Organism: Carassius gibelio (silver crucian carp)
Lineage: Eukaryota; Metazoa; Chordata; Actinopteri; Cypriniformes; Cyprinidae
Gene: kcnab2b
Product: potassium voltage-gated channel subfamily A regulatory beta subunit 2b
Exons: 15
Coding region: 707-1969 (420 amino acids)
Biological process (GO): potassium ion transport; regulation of action potential; transmembrane transport
Cellular component (GO): cytoplasm; voltage-gated potassium channel complex; extrinsic component of cytoplasmic side of plasma membrane
Molecular function (GO): transmembrane transporter binding; potassium channel regulator activity; voltage-gated potassium channel activity
Source: RefSeq, a predicted model, not a curated record
AUUAAUGCAUUUGCUCAGCACACAGUGGCAAACAUUACUGGAUGUUGAUUUAAACCAGAAGCCUGAAUAUGAAAACUCACUGUCUGUUAAUGUUAGGAAUAGACAGAUUGGCUACAGUGUCACUGGAUGGACAACAAUAAAGCAACUGAAGAGAGUGGGGAAUAAAAAGGAGUUUCAGUGCAGUCAGGAGCAAGUGGAGAAGAGAAGAGUGGAUAAGCGUGCGCUUGAUGUGCUGCAGUGUGACGUGGAUGGAUGUGGGAUUUCUCCCCUGAUCUAUGUGUUGAUGUGAUUGGUGCCCAGAGUUCACCGCUUCACAGGCUGCUGCUGCCCUGGAGCCAGAGCGCAGGAAUUCACUCUCACCGAGACUAGCACACAAGACAUUUACUUACACACGUUUCACACACCAGAUGCCACAUGGACAGAUACACACUCUGGCAGCAGCACUUCAAGUGAUAACCGCACUUGUGUUUAAAACAAAGUGUUGUGCUGACCUUUUUGACAGCUGCCACAUCCAUUCCAACCUUUUUUAACAUUUUCUUCAAGAUUUAAGAAAAGGGGUUUUUUUACACCUCAUUGUCCUCAGGGCAGGAAGACAAUUGUCUUUAGUUUUUGGAGUAACAGCAUUGGGAGAUUUUGGGACUAGUUGCUCUUUGUAGCAUCAGCAUCCUUACUGUGGUAAAGCUGUCUGCGGGGGCUUGCCGGCAGCAUGCAGGUGUCUUUUGUGUGCACGGACCACCGAGCCGUCAGCCGCAGCACAGAGGACCGACUGAACCGUCAGAACACCAACAGCCCCAGUUUGGGGACCAAAAGCAAGUUUCGCGCCGUGGCAAUGGUGGCCCGUAGCUUGGGCCAACUGUCUGUGCAGAACAUGCCUUCGUCUGGUGACCACUGCUUGAGAACUGGCAUGAAAUAUAGGAACCUUGGGAAAUCUGGCUUACGGGUAUCAUGUCUAGGGCUGGGCACAUGGGUGACGUUUGGUGGUCAAAUAACAGAAGAGAUAGCUGAGCAGCUGAUGACGCUGGCGUACGAGAACGGUAUCAAUCUGUUUGACACAGCCGAGGUGUAUGCGGCAGGGAAGGCUGAAACGGUUCUCGGGAGUAUCAUCAAGAAGAAAGGGUGGAGACGUUCCAGUUUGGUCAUCACCACCAAGAUAUACUGGGGUGGAAAAGCAGAAACAGAGAGGGGCUUGUCUAGGAAACACAUCAUAGAGGGUCUAAGGGCGUCACUGGAGAGACUUCAGUUAGAGUAUGUGGACGUGGUGUUUGCUAACAGACCUGACCCCAACACACCAAUGGAAGGAGAUCCAUUUAACACUUCAAAAUCAAGAACAUUCAUCAUAGAAGAGACGGUCCGAGCGAUGACCCACGUGAUUAACCAGGGAAUGGCCAUGUAUUGGGGCACGUCCCGCUGGAGCUCCAUGGAGAUCAUGGAGGCGUACUCCGUGGCACGGCAGUUUAACCUGAUCCCACCGGUCUGUGAACAGGCCGAAUAUCACAUGUUUCAGAGAGAGAAGGUGGAAGUACAGUUGCCUGAACUCUUCCAUAAGAUCGUAUGUCACAGUGGUGUAUGUGCAGGUGUGGGCGCCAUGACGUGGUCUCCGCUGGCCUGUGGGAUCAUCUCAGGAAAGUAUGACAGCGGUGUGCCUCCUUUUUCCAGAGCAUCUCUAAAGGGCUACCAGUGGUUGAAGGACAAGAUCCUGAGUGAGGAAGGCCGCCGUCAGCAGGCGAAGCUGAAAGAGUUGCAGGCCAUUGCGGAGCGGCUGGGCUGCACGCUGCCCCAGCUGGCCAUCGCUUGGUGUCUGAGGAAUGAGGGGGUGAGCUGUGUGCUGCUGGGGGCCUCCAGCACAGAACAGCUGAUGGAGAACAUAGGAGCCAUUCAGGUUCUUCCAAAAUUAUCAUCAUCAAUUAUACAUGAAGUGGACAGUAUUCUAGGCAACAAGCCAUACAGUAAAAAGGACUACCGGUCUUAAAAGGAAAGCCAGUGACAGUGCUUCUUUCUCUGAGCUUUGACUGGAAAAAACAUUGGCACAUGGGACCAGCACUGUCACAGGUCCUGCAGGAGAAGCCAACUCACACACUACAUGAAGUCUGCCGACAAUAGCCUGAGAGGAGGCCAAGAACCGCACGGGCAGAAGGAAAGCAUGCUCACAUACAAAUCAGCUUGGCCGGCUCAGUAAGCAGAACGCCACUCCAACCAACAAGAAACCACUGAAAUCAAGCGUAGCGACUCGCUUCCUCCUCCCCUUUGUCCCCUUGAAGUAAACACUUAGAAAAGCAGUAUUUGUACUUACUCUAGAAAUGCAUGAGAUCUGGCCAUGGCACAUGCUUUUUUUCCUACAUAUUGGAAAACAAAUACACUUGUUAGCUCACAGGAAGUAAUGAAGCAGUUUGGUGAAUGCAGAAAGUUACACGACUGAACAAACUAAAUAAUGCAUUUGAUGUUACUCAUCUCUAGUUUUAUAUAAAAAUUGUUAGCCAAUCUAGUGCUUGUUUACAAGACCUCAUUUAUACUGCAAGCUAUAUCAAUUCUGACUGUGUUUUAGCUCUAAACAUAGACAGAGGAAGCCAUUAGCGUUACAUAUACAGUAAUACUGUAUAAAGCUUUGGGUUGUGAGACUGUAAGACAUAUUAAAUAGAGAUCGAAUACAGGCCUCAACAAAUGUGCAAUAUCAGAAAGUGUUUGUAAACUCAUUGUUCUUUUUACUUUUAAAACCUUUUCUAAGAUGUAAAUGAGCUUAUACAGUGUAUAGAGACAGUAGUUGAGAGGUGGUCUGUGUGCUCAUUUGUCAUCGAUGCUUCGGGCUGAAAACCAAAGAAACUUCUGUGCUCGAGCUUCCCUUCUGUUACCUCCAAACCACGCAUACAAGCUUUGACCACGUGACCUACUGUUUCAAAUGUUAUUUGAAUGUUGUUUAUUUUAAGUAGUUUUCGAUGUAUGUGGAAAUCGCUGUUACUAUUGAUUUAAUUAUUUGUAUUUUUAUUUCAUCCAUUGGCGCCCUCUACUGGCUUACUACAUAUUAGCCUACUCAUUCGAAAAAGGCUUUACACUAACUAUUGCUUUUGAUCAAUAAUAAUUUACACUAACAUAUGCAAGGCAGUGCAAGUUAUUUUGCAUGUGUUUUCCAUGAAACGUAAUUCCAGAUGUGUCUUUUAGACAUUUUCAAACAAGUAAGACCGUUAUUUGGACAGUGUUAAUUUGCUGUCUGAGAAUUACUAGAUUAAUAUGCCUUAUUUAGUACUAAUGCAAAAUAUUCAGUGCUGGCAACCAUUUGUUUUGCAUGUUUCAUCUGAACCCUGUAUGUUUAUGCAUUAUGGCAUUUCAAAACCGUCAGUGGUGAAUGGAGAGCAUAAGCUGGUGUGGGUAAGCAGAGGCUUUAUGUGGUCAUUUAUGUUAUCAUAAUUAUUAACUUUAAAAUAAAUGCCUAAAUACAUUCACAACAUAUCAAGGCGGUUCAAAAUAUUCUGACACUCAUUCCAAUAUGAAUGGACGUUUUACUGAAUUUAUGCAUUAACAUCUUCAAGGAGUUGCUAUACAGUUGGCUGCAUGUACAUGAUGAUGAAUUUUAAUAAGGGCCUAUUAUUUUAGUGUAGAGCAGUGCUUAUGCUUGGCUGGGUAUAAAAGUGUUGGCCUGUAGUUGGAAUGUAAUGCAUCUUAUUAGGGUUUUGGUUGUCGUCUGAGCUACAUCAAUUCUUGGGAGAGGAAAUCCGUCCAAUAUACUGUUAAGCAAGAAAAAAAGCAGAGAGAUUAUUAUUUGUAAGGCUUUUUGAAGUAGCACUUAAACCAAAGACUACAGGAUUUGAUAGAAGUGGAAGGCGUUACUUCUCUAGCCUUUAGCUGAGGGUCAUUAUAAAUGUCCAUAUGUUGAGUCAGGCUGCAUCUAUCAUUUACAGUAGAUGUUAGUGGGUUGCUUUUGCUCAGGAAGUCAUAAUAUCUUGUAAGUUAUUAGAUGGUAAAAAUGAACCCGUUUUACCAGUUUAGCUAUGUGGAAGAUAAACAUCAUUGAAUGAGACAUUGUUAAUGUGGUUUUUCCACCCUGCAAGGACAGAGGUUGUUAUAGAAGGAGCCUAAGUUGAAUACUUUGAUGUAAAAUUAUUAAAAAUAAAAAAAAAUAGUCCAAGAGUAACUGUAUGUACAGGUAAUCUGAUGUUUUAAAGCUGAUUUGGUAAGACUACUGUUUUUUUUUUUGUUUGUUUUUUUUUUGUAUAACCUAUAAUUCUGACUUUCGUUAACUGUAUUAUGACCAUUACUGUUACAGAUAUGCAUUAAGUUAUGGUGAUUUCUGUAGAUACACAAUGGAAAGGUUUGAUAACAUGUAUAUAAUCUAAAUAUAUAUAUAUACACUAUACUAUACUGGUCUUAAUGACCAUUAUCACAUUUGCCUUCAUUUAUUUUUUCAUUGGCAAUUAUUGCUUAUAACAUUUGUGCUUGAAGAAAAAAUAUGUACAGUUUCAAACAACUGAAAAUAAACUAUUCUAAAAAACA